Messenger RNA from Coniosporium apollinis CBS 100218, 1692 nucleotides. RefSeq lists its product as uncharacterized. Lineage: Eukaryota; Fungi; Ascomycota; Dothideomycetes. Bases 1 to 1692 code for a protein of 563 amino acids. The transcript has 3 exons. The record is from RefSeq and is a predicted model, not a curated record.
AUGGCGGGCUUCCAGACCGAGGACCUCCACCAGAUGCUGGAGAGCCAUCCGUCGUUGGCAGCUUCCAUCGAGGACUACGAACCCAGUAACCGGGACCGCGCGCCGUUCUUUGGUAUUCCCUCAACGCAUUCUGGCUUCCGCUCAGAAGAGUCGGAGCCCGAGUCAGAAUCAGCAGGACCAUGGUCGCCUCCAGCAUGGCGCAAAGCUGGCAGUGGCUGGUAUCGGCACCAGCUUGCACCGAGCAGCAUGUCCGGCUCACGGCAAACGAGUCCGCAAGCCUACGAGAGCUGUGGGGAGGGCGACUUUACUGUCCCGGCGAACAUACCUCUACCUAUGUCACCUCUCAAGCAGACGCCGAGGACGAGCCCGGAAAGAGAUGUCAAGCAAGAGCCGGAGGCGAAGUACCUGCCCAAGAUAGAGGAGCACAUAUCGCCAGAGCUGGGGACGGCCCCCAAUUCGCAUGAUCAUGGCAACAAUUACUUCCGCUUGGCAGUCAACGCAGAGGUAAUGCACCGCACCGAACCCAUCGAAGCCUUCAUAUGCUACCUUCGCGACAUCUCCAACGCCCUCACAAAAUCCCGCGCUUCUACAAUCACAGCCAUAAUAGUCGGCCUGUUAUCGAUAAGCUUCGUGCGCAUGCUCUUGCGGCCACCGACGCCUGGCCCCGUGCCCGAUCUCGUCAAAGUCGCCGGCCUGGCCAAAUCCUUCGAGCCGCUGAUACACUACUCUGAGAAUGGCGUACAGCAGAUCAGCGACCUGCAGGAGACGGGGGUCGCGGUGUGGGAUUUGGGCGAGAGUGUGCGGAGCACGAAUAUGACCUCUGCGCCCAUCAUUGUAAAGGAGUUGGAUGAGCUCAGCGAGAGUCUCAAGACGCUAGCCAUUGAGCUUACACGGUUUUUCGCCAACGUAGACGGGGAUGUUGAUAGUAUACUCAUAGUAAUGGAGUGGGCCAAACGGGAACUCCUCCAAGUCUCCUCCCUCCCCGUUAGCACCUUCACCUCCGCCUUCGACAACCUCCACACCAUCCUCUGCCGAAUCGGCCUUCUGGAAUCCUCCUCGGGGAUGCCGACUACCGUGGGCAAGAUAGUGCGGGAGCUCUUCGGCCAAACCACCCCACAACGAACAAAAGCGACGCUUCAGCGUACGUUCAACGAAUUUCUUGCCGUGCUGGAAGAAAGCAUCAACCAAGAACUCACCUACAGCACCGCACUAUUCAGACUAUUCGAGGGCAUCGACCGGCAGUUCCUGAACCUCCAGAGGAGCGUAGUCCGCGAGACGGACCAGCAAGAGCGCGAGGAAGGCGAGAUGCUCUCCCGGCUCUGGACACGCGUCAUCGGCGCCAACGCCUCCCAGCUCCGCAAGUACGAGAAGAACCGCUCGCUCCUGGCGUCGGUGCGGGCGAAGACGGUGCACAACAAGAGCAUCCUGACGGACCACAACACAAGGCUGCUCCAGCUGAAGUCCAACCUGGAGAUCCUAAGGAAGAAACUGGUAUCUCCGCUAGUGAGAAGCAACGACAGCAGCACGCUGAGCGUGGAAGACCAGAUCAGGGGUCUGGACGGGACGUACGACUACCUCAAGACGGUGAGGGAGACGCAGAAGGGCAGGAUGAUGGAGUUGAUGUACGGCGCGGGUAGCAGGAGGCUGGGAAUAACGAGGGGAGAGGAAGGCUACGCAAUUGACGGCCGCUGA